This is a messenger RNA of Brenthis ino (lesser marbled fritillary), 813 nucleotides long. The record is from the annotation of a GenBank genome assembly. NCBI's taxonomy places the organism in Eukaryota, Metazoa, Arthropoda, Insecta, Lepidoptera, Nymphalidae.
AUGGCUACAGUAAGAAGUUGGAAGGAAAACGCUCCGGCCAACCUCUACGCUUGUUGUACGGCUGCUCUUAAGGAAGAAAACGAAACAGCAGAUCUAUUCGGAAGGUCUUGGCGUGCCGGAUUAUCACCCCUACUAUGGCGAGUACCAAUUUUCCUGUGGGCCAUCGUCAUCAUUUCCUGGUCCACAGCACACUUUUGGGGGCCUCGAGAAAAAUUUCUGUUGUACAUGACUCACUGGGGCCUAGUUCUGAUUUUCCUGGAGUCUCUCUUCGGUAUUGUGGUCACGAUCAAAAAAACUCAUGAUCAUCUACCUGAUUCUUCGCCGAGUCUGCCUUGGUACGUCAGAACUUACUGGAUAUUGUACAACAUCACUGUCCCGAUUGCUUUCCUUAUCACGUUGUUUUACUGGGCAGUGCUAAGAGCUCCUGGGAAAAAAAUCAACUACGCACCGAAUCCUAUUUUAGACAUCAUGUUACACGGCAUGAACUCUGGCCUGAUGUUCAUAGAGCUGGUAUUCUCGGCCCACCCCAGCCGUCUUCUACAUAUAAUGCAGCCUCUAUACUUCUCGCUGGCUUACUUACUGUUUACCGUUGCAUAUUUUAUAGCCGGGGGACACGACCCUUGGGGUAAUGCAUUUAUCUACCCGGUGAUCGACUGGUCAAAGCCACUGAAAACGUUAGUGGUGGUGACUCUCACGGCACUGUUCCUCGCUCUGAUGCACAUAAUCACUGUUGGUGUUGCAUCAAUUCGUGACUUCAUCGUCAGAAAAUACUCUCAAAAUAAAAAUGGAGAGUACAACGAUGCUUUCGAAGCU